AGCCGGCGGAUGGCAGUUAAAGACAUAGGGCUUAUAGCCGUGUGGGCUGGAGGGAGCGAGGGAGACGCUCGUGGCGCCCGCGAAACGACGGAGAGCAAAAAAAAAAAGAAAGAAAAAGAAAGAAAGAAGGGGUGAAAAAAGUGUGUCAAGAUUUUGAAUAAAUAAAUGCGAUGGGAGGGAAGGACGAGCGGAGGCGGCUCCGUUUCCUCAACCCGCUCUCUGUCAUGUCCUCGCGCGCCUGGAUCUGCGGAGCUCUGCUGCUCUUGAGCGCGCAGCCGUGGGGGGCCGCGGCCGGGGACAGCGACAGGCAGGACGGCGACAGGGACAGGGACAGGGACAGCAGGGACCUGCCGCCCUGCUCAGAGAUCGAGUACUACUUUGAGUACACGGAGUGCGAUAGCACGGGCUCUCGCUGGAGGGUGGCCAUCCCGCACAACCAGGGCAUGUGCAGCGGCCUUCCGGACCCGGUCCGUGGCACCGACUGCACGUUCUCCUGUGAGGCCGGCGAGUUCCUGGAGAUGUCAGCCCAGCAGUGCACGCAGUGUGCCGCUGGCACUUACUCACUAGGCAGUGGCAUCCGCUUCGAUGAGUGGGACGACAUCCCUGCCGGCUUCACCAGUCUGGCCACCUACAUGGACAACGGCCCCGGGGGCGAUGAAGCCCUGACCUGCAGCAACUCCACUUGGACGCCCCAGGGAAACUACAUGGAAUCGAACCGAGACGAGUGUACCGUGUCCCUCAUCUACGCUGUGCACUUGAAGAAACAGGGCUCCGUCUCCUUUGAGUACCAGUAUGUGGACAACAACGUCUUCUUCGAAUUCUUUAUUCAGAAUGACCAGUGCCAGGAAAUGGACCAGUCGUCCGACCAGAAGUGGAUCAAGCUGACCAGCAAUGGAGAGUGGGGCACCCACACGGUGAGCUUGAAAUCUGGCACAAACAUUUUGUACUGGAGGACAACUGGAAUUUUGGUCGGGGCUAAAAUAGUGAAACCGGUGCUGCUACGAAACAUUCAGAUCGAAGGGGUGGCUUACACAUCAGAGUGCUUCCAAUGCAAGCCAGGCACGUUCAGCCGCACGCCGGGCUCCUCGACCUGCGAGCCUUGCCCCAGAAACACCUACUCCAGCAAGGGGGCCAGCUCCUGCACGCCCUGCGACAAGGACAAGGAGUACGCGCCUGAGGGGUCGGCGAUGUGCAGGGAGAAACCCGCGUGCAGCGAGAAGGACUACUUCCAGAUCCAUACGGCGUGCGACAGCGAAGGCAAGACCCAGAUCAUAUACAAGUGGAUCGAGCCGAAGAUCUGCGUGGAGAAUGUGACCGGCGCCAUGACGCUACCCCCUUCUGGCGAGCGGAAGAAGUGCCCACCCUGCAAUCCGGGUUUUUACAACAACGACACGGCCACCUGCUCCCCCUGUCCCCCCGGCACCUUCUCAGACGGCGUCAAAGAAUGCCAGAAAUGUCCAGCAGGCACAGAACCGGCCCUGGGAUACGAGUACAAAUGGUGGAACGUGCUGCCCGCCAACAUGAAGACGUCCUGUUUCAACGUGGGCAACUCCAAAUGCGACGGCAUGAAUGGUUGGGAAGUGGCUGGGGACCACAUCCGGAGUGGAGCGGGCAGCUCAGACAACGAUUACCUUAUUCUAAAUCUCCGCAUCCCAGGCUUCAAGCUCCCGACGUCCGUCACGGGGACCACAGGCACGGAGUUUGGCCGCAUUACCUUCAUCUUUGAGACCAUCUGCUCCGCGGACUGCGAACUCUACUUCAUGAUGGAUGUGAACAGGAAGAGCACCAAUGUGGUCGAGUCGUGGGAGGGCAGCAAGGAGAAGCAGUCUUACACCCACAUCAUGACCCAGAAUGCAUCUGUGUCUUAUACAUGGGCCUUCCAGAGAACCAACCAAGCUCUGGAUACCAGGCAGUUUGUCAAUGACAUUGUGAAGAUCUACUCCAUCACGGUGACCAAUGCCCUGGGUGGGGUGGCCUCCACGUGCCAUGCUUGUGCCCUGGUGUCACAGCAGUCGGGCUCCUCCUGCGUACCCUGCCCUGCUGGACACUACAUCGACAAGGACACCAACCGGUGCAAGGAGUGCCCACCAAACACCUACCUUUCGGGACACCAGAUCUAUGGCAAGGAGUCUUGUCUUCCCUGUGGCCCAGGCAGCAAGAGCAACAAGGAGCACUCCGUGUGCUUCAGUGACUGUAGCUUCUCACACAUGGAGGCAAACCAGACCCUGACCUACGACUUCACUCAACUGAGUCCUGUAGCAAGCAUCACGAAUGGGCCGAGCUUCACUUCCAAGGGGACCAAGUACUUCCAUGUCUUCAAUGUAAGCCUGUGCGGACAUGAGGGCAAAAAGGCGGCUGUGUGCAUGGACAAUGUGACGGACCUAGCCAGCAAGGACGUGCAGCGCGAAUCCAGAGAGCUCGUCAACUAUGUGGAGACGUUCAUCUGCCAGUCGACCAUCAUCCCCUCGGAUGGGCGGGGCUUCAGGACAGCCCUGUCCUCCCAGUCCAUUAGUCUGGCAGACAUCUUCUUGGGAGUGACAGUGGAAAGCACACUCGGUGAUGUCACCAUCAAACCAGGCCUGUUCCCCGAGUCUUCAAAGAAGAUUCCAGACGUCAACUUCUUUUACUGGUCACCCCAGGCCACAUCGUCAUGUGACCGAGGGCGGAACACAGUUAUUAAACUGCGCUGUAACCCGGAGAAAAGUGCCCGUGGAGAGCUGACCUUACCCAGGAAAUGUCCAGCAGGCACCUGUGAUGGAUGUACUUUUUAUUUCCUGUGGGAGAGUGCCAACGCCUGCCCACGUUGCACAGAAGCUGACUUCCAUGAGAUUGAGGGUGCUUGUCGGGACGGCAUCCAGGAUAAGCACUAUGUCUGGAAUGAACCAAAGCUCUGCACCAAAGGGGUACCAUUGCCGGCGAAGAAGACCACGCCCUGCGAGUCUAUCGACUUCUGGCUGAAAGUCGGGGCCGGUAUUGGGGCCUUCAUGGCCGUGCUUCUCAUUGCUCUCACCUGCUACUUUUGGAAGAAGAACAAGAAGUUGGAGUACAAGUACUCACGCCUGGUGAUGACGGCCAACAAAGAGUGCGAGCUCCCUGCUGCUGACAGCUGUGCCAUCAUGGAAGGCGAGGACAACGAUGAUGAGGUGGUCUACUCCAACAAACCGUCACUGCUGGGAAAGCUGAAGUCCAUAGCCACAAAGGGCAACGGUGAGAGCUGUGAGUCUGUUCAGCUGAAGCCUUCCUCUGCAGAGCGAUGGGUGUGUGGGUAAGGGAGAGAGCUGACACAAAGUUCCGGGGACACAGAGAACCAGCAGCAUCAGGACCUCAGAAAACCCGUUGACAACGAGCUUCGGAAUGACCUGAUCUCAACCGGCGAUGUCUAAUUCUGGUGGCCUUAUAACAUGGAGGGAAGGGAUACUCUUGCCAGAAGGGAGUUGUGAGGCAAGGAGGGUUGUGUAGGUUUUCGCUUCUGCUCAGGUAGAGAUGCACUUCUGACACAUUGCUGAAAAUUAUUUUGCAAACCUGCACACUGGUUGCUCUCCGUGGGGCUUUUGACAGCAGGGUCUUACCAUUCUCUUUAGAUGCUUGUUAUCACAGUUUCUUACAAUGGUACCAGUGGAAUAUUUCCCUUUAAAUUUUUUGGUUGAAUUCAAACAUGACAUUUUAUCUGUCCUGUGUGUGAGAGAGCUCUUAUGAUGUGUGGACCAUGUUCAAUUCAAUAUGGUAAGAGAACAGAAUUCUGGGAAAGCUUUAAAACCACUUGUUCAUUUUUGUGUAAUUAAAAAGCCAUAGUUGUGUUGUGAGGCCUCUUAAACCCUUUCUUGUUCAAUCUGGAAAUAUGGUGUAAGAUAUCGUUGAUAUGCUGUGAUGUUGGCAGGUUUCAUCAUCUGUCUGUGUACAUGUUGAUUUUGAAAACUCAUGUCUCUUGUCUAUGUUUUAAUCAUGUGUUGUCUUUACCGCUGGAUGUACGUGAAUCAGUUUUGCACGCCCAACGAUAAUUUCCCUCACAUAGUUUUCUAGUCUUCGCUUAUACAGGUGAGCCCGGAUUGUUCUGUGACAUUGUUUAAGGUUGUCCAUUGUGUUUCGACAAAUUACUCCAGUGGUACAUAUCUAACAGGUACCAGGUGAAAAGAUUUGUGAUUCUAUUUACUCUCUGAUUUGCAUGAGAAAGUGGAGCCUUGAUUUGUACAGACCUGUAUUUUUGGAAAAGUAAAUUGUACUUUGAAAUGAAUGAACCCCAUUUAUUUUUUUUGCAGUAUUUUUUUCAAUACACAGUUGUAUAACACACAGCUCAUACAUAUGAACUAUAUAUUGCAAGUAAUUUAGACUAAAACUGAGAAGCCCAAUAAACAGAAUGAAAGUGGUUGUCACAGAAAUAAGUCUAGUGCUUUUGUUAGCUUUAUUAUUAUUUCAAGGAACAUACAAAUCCAAGAUUUCAUUGAUUUUUCUGCUGAAACAGAUGCAUUUUGGCGCCAUAAGUAAAAACUGGUGCUGUGAUUAUAAGAUUAAUCAAAGCUGGCUUUUAACACUGUUUUCAGCUGCACACCCAGGAAAGGCAGCAGAACACGGUAAAUAAAUAAGGGAGGAGUUAAAGUCUCUGUAGCAGUGAACUUCCCUUGUUCUUCAGCCUAGAUGGCUGAGAAAAACAGGAUCAUCUGUCAGACUGUCUCUAUAUUCCUCAUGAAUGUGGUGAGGACAGCGAAAGAGAGGCGCCAAAUGUGUGACAUCAGAUUCACUGUCUUUUGAAAUCCGGUAAAGUUGUGCUUUUUUCACACCAUUGAAGAGCAAAGAAAUUAUAACUAAUAAACCAUUAAUUACUCUGUUUUUACCUGUGAGAUGUUUCUUCAUAAGGCCAAUGAAUAUUCUUUGGCUCUGGAGUAGCAGUUUUUAAAUCCGACAUUAUUUUUCAUGUAAGCGGAAGGGUUUGUCUCAUUUUAGGUUAUGGAAAAACAUGCGAACAUCGUAUCCGUCCGUGAUAGAUCUGAAGUUCAAUGUAUAAUGAGUUACAUUUGUCCCGAGUGUUUACAGAACAGAUUUCUGUUAAUGCUCUUGCUAGCAGUGUAGCUAAUUCAUGCAACUGCAGCGUAAGUCAUUCUGUCACUAGUGCUGCAGCUCAUUCAAACAGCUGCAGUGUAAGUCAUGCCCAUGCUAGCAGUGUAGUAUCCAACAUACUAUCACGUGUCUGUAAGGAGUUUCAUCUCCGUAGGCUACGACUUUUAUGGUCGUCAUAAUUAACUCUUUUUCGUUUUAUGUUUAAAAUGGGAACCGUAGGUAGAGGAGCACCUGCCUUUAUGCUCUUUCCAUCCCAGCACUGCAAGCAAUUGCCAAAACAAAGACGCAAAGACAGACAGAGAAUGGUUACUGAUUUAUUGAGAUGCCAUCCCGCCCUUGUUAUUGCUCAUUUCAGGAGCACCCUUCUAUUGCUUUAUACGUACUAAGUUUGGCCUGGCCCGGUUGGGCCCAACAUAGCAACAGAUUCCUCUUUGUCCCAUUAGUCAGUCUGUAUUUGAGCUCAUGAAAAGUUGAAUUUACAAACUGUCAUCUAGUUUUUCAAGUUUUCCUUUUCUAGAACAUUGGUAUUCCAGCGAGACGUGGGAAAUGCAUGCCUCCCCUCCUGCUCUCCCCACAGAGCCGCAGCUCCGUGUCUGUCUGUAAACGUGUUUGGCGGCAGUUUUGGAGAUGUGUCUGCUCGCCUCGGGGCUGCCCCGGCGCCGCUGGGUGAGAGCGGGCAGGAAUCGGAGCCGUACGCUCCAGUCCCCUACGGUCUUGUCCUCUGUGUGGUCGGAGGAUGGGACAGAAACAGUCCCAGAAACUCGGUGAGGAAGGCAGAGAAUGGGUCCCGCGGCGGUCGUCCACAGCGGCCUGUCGCUCGGUGUGUAUCUCCCUACUGCAGGCCCAGCAGUGAGCAGAUAAGCCCAACAACAAAGAGCUGGAAUCUCUUAUAUGUCGCAGCAAAAGUUAAAAAAAGACUCUGGGCAUGACACUGCUUUAUAUAAUCCACUGCUUCCAAUUCUUUCUCCCAGCAAACACAUCUUUCUGUGUCUUAGUUUGUUCAACUGCAAGAACUGGGGGACUAUUCAGAUCUUUUUUUUCCAUUUUUUCCCACACAUGUAUAAGCUUCCAUUGACAUUGGGAAACUUAAACAAUAACACCACAAAAACACUAGACCACAAUUUUUCAUUGUUAAAGUAUGUUCAAUGCAGUUAAGAGCAGCAAUACAUAUACAAUAUACAGUAUAUAUAUAGAUAGAUACGUAUA
Scleropages formosus (Asian bonytongue) is the source of this 6258-nucleotide messenger RNA. RefSeq names its product UPF0577 protein KIAA1324-like. Gene Ontology annotation, biological process: positive regulation of BMP signaling pathway. Lineage: Eukaryota; Metazoa; Chordata; Actinopteri; Osteoglossiformes; Osteoglossidae. The coding region runs from base 171 to 3269 and encodes 1032 amino acids. The record is from RefSeq and is a predicted model, not a curated record. Gene Ontology annotation, cellular component: membrane. The transcript has 22 exons.